AUGAAUUAUUGUACACUACUGACCAUAUGUUUUUUUUUUUGCUUAUUUUUAACUAAUGUUGUUUAUGAAUAUGUACAUGUGUUAAAUUCGAAAAAACGAAAAAGUAGACAAGAAGAAAAUAACGAUAAGAAGAAAUUAUUUAAAUUUUUUUUACAUAUACUUAUUUUAAAGCAAAUAAUUUUUGAAUCCUUUAUAAAUUUAGGAAUUAAAAUGAGCAUAUUACUUCAUGUUUUAAAAAGAUAUUUAACAUAUAACAAAAAGAAUUAUAUAGGUUAUUUAAAAAAUGAAGAAGAUCAUGAUAUAAAAAAAGUGGAUAAUAAUAAUAAUAAUUAUUAUUAUUUAAACAAUAACUUGAAUGAUAAUAAGGAAAAGGAAAAAGACACGAAAGAUGAGAAGAAAAAUAAGAAAAAGAAUAAAAUGAAUUAUACCAAUAAUAAUGAUAAUGAAAUAAUCGGAAAUAAUAAUAAUAAUAAUACAAAUAUUAAUGAAAUUAAAAUUUAUAAUAAUACUUUUAUAAAUAAUGAUUAUUUAAAUUAUAAUAAUAUUUUAAAAAAUAAUAGAAACCAUUUAACGAAUAAGAAAAAUGUAAAGGUGAAAACAAUUUAUUUUAUUAGACAUAGUGAAUCUGUAUGGAAUAGUGUAUUUAAUAAAGAAAUGUCUACUAAACAAUUUUUAAAAAUGUUUAUGGUUAUUCUAUACGAACUUGUUUUUCUAUUUAGUAAAAAAUCAGCACUUAUUGAUUCUCCUUUAAGUAAUACAGGUAUUAUACAAUCAAUCGAAUUAUCCAAUUUUUUACUAGAAGGUCGAACCGAUUUCAACGAUGAAUUCUGUGAUGAAACAUUUAAUCAUAUAGAAUAUAUAAAUGAUAAAACUAAAACAAAUGAUAAUACCAUAAAUAAUAAAGAUGAAUAUGUUAUUAAUAAUAAUAAUAGUAUUGAUUUAUAUAAAUUAUCAAAAAAAAAAUUAAAGAAAAAUAAAAAUUCUCUUUCAACUUAUAAUAAAAAACAAGAAAAUAAGGAUAUUCUUACCAUUAAUAAUAAUGAUUAUUCACAUGAUAAUUCAAAUGAUAAUCAUAAUAUACAAGAAGAACAAGAAAACAUUCUACAAAAUGUUAAAAAUUAUAUAACUUAUGAUAAUGAUAAUAAUUAUUCAAAUAAGAGAAAUUAUAAUUAUCGUAAUGAUGAAUAUAAUCAUGAAGAAAUUAUUAACCUAAAUUUAAAAGAUCAUAUAGAUAUUCUUAAUAAUAAUAAAUAUGAUAGUGUUCUUUUAUGUUCUGAUCUAAGAAGAACCAUAUCUAGCUGUUUCAUAUCAUUUUAUAAUAGAAUAAAUAAAUAUAAUGAAGAUAUUUAUGUUCUUAAUUCAUUACAAGAAAUUAGUAGAAACCCUGAUUGUGUACCUUUAAUGAAAUAUUAUAAUAAAUAUGUUACAACAGAUAUUGAAAAAUUUCUUCAUAAAGAUGUAGAAAAAUUAUUUAGAAAAAAUAUUAAAUUUAAUAAAAAUUUCACAAGAAAUAGUUUUCUAGAUACAUUAGAUUAUAUAUUCAAUCAUGAAAAAAAUAUUUUUAUUAUUUUUGGACAUAGCUUAUGGUUCUUGCAUUUCUUCAAAUAUUUCCUAAAAGAAUCACAUAAAGCGAAAACGAAUAAAUUAAAAAAUGCUAGUGUUAUAGUUUUUAAUAUUUUCAAAUAUGAAAAUGAUGAUCAAGAAAAUGACUCCUUCAAAGUUGAACAAGUAAUACAGAAUGAUCAUAUUAAUCAAGAUCAAAACACUCCGAACGAACAACAAGAACAUUAUAAUACACAACAAGAACAUUAUAAUACACAACAAGAACAUUAUAAUACACAACAAGAACAAUAUAAUACACACCAAGAAAAAUAUAAUACACACCAAGAACAAUAUAACCAUGAUACAAAUGAUAUAUAUGAUACAGAAUAUUUAACACAUGAAGAUUUAACAGAAAAUAGUGAUUAUUUAUCAAGUUAUACCGACUAUGAAGAAGAUGUAACGAAAGCAGAUGAACAAGAAAAUUAUUACGAAAAUCAUAAUGACGACAUUGUAUUACAACAUGUUGAUAACUUACAGCAUAUAAGGCAUAUGAGAAAUAGUGAUAACUCAUAUGAACAAGAGCCAUUGAGGAGCACUACAAAAGAAAAAAAAAAACUUAAACUCAAAAAUCCAAAGAGAAAACAUAAAUUACACAAAAAAAAUAAAAAAAAUAAAAUUUUUGUCAAUGAAAAAGUCAAAUAUGAAGUUGAUCAAAAUAGUAUACGUGUACUAUACAAAGGUUUUGAUGAAAAAUAA
Messenger RNA from Plasmodium reichenowi, 2298 nucleotides. RefSeq lists its product as hypothetical. NCBI's taxonomy places the organism in Eukaryota, Apicomplexa, Aconoidasida, Haemosporida, Plasmodiidae. Bases 1 to 2298 code for a protein of 765 amino acids. The record is from RefSeq and is a predicted model, not a curated record. The transcript has a single exon.